Culicoides brevitarsis is the source of this 1294-nucleotide messenger RNA. RefSeq names its product WD repeat-containing protein 89. Gene Ontology annotation, molecular function: protein binding. The coding region runs from base 60 to 1247 and encodes 395 amino acids. The record is from RefSeq and is a predicted model, not a curated record. The transcript has 4 exons. NCBI's taxonomy places the organism in Eukaryota, Metazoa, Arthropoda, Insecta, Diptera, Ceratopogonidae.
GUGUUUUUGUUUUGAAAUUGUCGUUUCCACGUUUUUUGCGUGAAAUUCAAUCAAAAAUCAUGAAACAAAACGAGAAAUUUGUUCAAGAAAGUAGCGAUGAAGAAGAUCCCGUACCAGAUUUCGACACUUGUGACGAAAAUGAGCUCAAUCGACUCUUCAAACGGCUUGAACCCUUCGAAAUUCAAGUUGGACAGGACUUGAAGGAGUAUAUUUUGCAUCUAACGACCACAAGCAGUACAAAAACCCUUCUUGCCACGGGAAGUUCAACCGGAAUUGUCCAACUUUACGACGUUACAACACAAAAAGGACUCGUCACGCCAAAAACUAUCUCCAAAGAUGAUGUUUUGUUGUCUGGAUUGAAGUUUGACCCAACAAACGAUAACAUUUUGUACGUUAAUCGUGUCUCUGGCGAGUGUAAAAGUUACGAUUUGAGAAGUAACGAGGUCAUUCACGCCUAUUUUGAUGACUCAAGUGGUACAAAGAAGCCUUUUUCAUGCAUGGAUGUCAAUCAAAACGGCAGAAUUUUAUGUUGUGGCACCGAAAAAAUACGAGGCGAUGCGUUUUUACUCUUUUUUGAUACGAGACAACGUCAAUUGCUGGGCGGUUAUUGGGAAAGUCACGAAGAUGACAUCACAAAUAUCAAAUUCCAUCCAAAAAAUCCUGAUUCCGUGGCAAGUUCAAGUACCGAUGGGCUUCUGAACGUUUAUGACAUCAAACAAUCCACGGAAGAUGAUGCCUUGUUGGUGUCUUUUAACACGGAAAGUAGUCCCAGUCAAGCAUUUUGGUACAAAAAAGAUAAUUUGGAUCAUUUGGCGUGCAUUACAGACACAAAUGACCUUCAAUUGUUCAAUGUGGAGACGCAAGAUAAGGUUCACGAGUUCAAACGAAGUGAAAUUGCGACACAAUUGAAGAGAAAUUCCCCGAUUGAUUGCUGUUUGCUUGGAUGUUAUGUCGAAAAAGAUGAUGUUUUCUUCGUUGGAACGUCAAAUUUUAACAAAGGGGAAUGUCUUCGAAGCUUAAAAUUAUCACAAAAAAUGACUCUUGAGCCUUCUUACAACUUCGUUCGAGCCAAUCAGAUCUUCAGAUGUGCUGAAUAUAAUGAAAAAGCUAAAAUUCUGUUCACUGGAGGCGAAGACGGGCGCGUUCAAUUGUGGAAUUUGGACGAUUCCCUUCCAUCUGACGGUCAAAAUCUCAAGGAAAAAUCAAAAUUGAGUGAAAAGCCACACAAAAAAGUUAAACCUUACUAAAAUUCGACGUUCUAUUCGCUAAAAAAUAAAUAAUUUUCUACAAUUCA